This is a messenger RNA of Branchiostoma belcheri (Belcher's lancelet), 2524 nucleotides long. RefSeq names its product protein KRI1 homolog. Gene Ontology annotation, cellular component: nucleolus; 90S preribosome. The transcript is spliced from 17 exons. Gene Ontology annotation, biological process: endonucleolytic cleavage in ITS1 to separate SSU-rRNA from 5.8S rRNA and LSU-rRNA from tricistronic rRNA transcript (SSU-rRNA, 5.8S rRNA, LSU-rRNA). The record is from RefSeq and is a predicted model, not a curated record. NCBI's taxonomy places the organism in Eukaryota, Metazoa, Chordata, Leptocardii, Amphioxiformes, Branchiostomatidae. Bases 3 to 2369 code for a protein of 788 amino acids.
ACAUGGCGGAAGACGAUGUCGGGUUUCGCAUCAACAAAGAUUUCGCCAAGAAAUAUGACGAGUACAGAAGGAAAGAGGAGCUCCAGAAACUGAAAGACCGUUAUGGAGAUGUAGAUGUGGACGCCAGUUCCAGUUCUUCAUCAGAGACAGAAGACGAGGAUGCAGUGGAGCUGACCCCAGCCAUAGAAAAGGGCUUCUUGAAAACCCUGGCAGCUCUGAAGAGUAAAGACCCACGGAUUUACCAACAGGACACCAACUUCUAUGAUGAAGAUAAGAAAGGAGAGCCCAGCAAGACUGAGGAGAAAGGGAAAAAGCCUAAGGAGAAGCCGAUGUUCCUUAAAGAUUACGAGCGUAAGGUGCUGCUAGAAAAAGGAGGGGUUCCAAGUGAUGACGAGAGCUCAGAAGAGGAGUUUGCUAUGAAUAGACCCACCAGUCCCAGCUACUAUGAAGAACAGGAGCAGAUUAAGCAGAGUUUUAAACAGGCCCUGUCUGCUGGAGAUGAUGAUGAUGAUGAAGAUGGCAGCCUCCUGGUGGAGAGACGGAGGACCCAGCAGGAGUUAGAGGAAGAUGAGAGAGACUACACGGCCUGGCUGACUGGACAGAAGGAGGAACUGGCCAACAAAUAUAAGGACAUGGGCCCUCUGAAACAGUACUGGACUAAUCCUGAACUAGACAAGGGGGAAGCUUUCCUGAGAGACUACAUCCUGAACCAAGAGUACAGAGACCCAGACAAGGACAGGAUCCCCACCUAUGAUGAGAUCGUGGAUGAUGAUGAUGAUAUUGAUUACUCUGAGGAUGAGGAGUAUCUGGAAAAGGCUGAAAACUUUGAGAGAAAAUUCAACUUCAGAUAUGAAGAGCCAGAUGCAGAAUUUAUCAAGAGCUAUCCGCGAACCAUCGCCAGUUCUGUACGGAGAAAAGACGAACGCAGGAAGAAGAAAAGGGAAGAGACCAGGGAGAGGAAGAAAGACGAGAAACACAAGAAGAAAGAAGAACUAAGACAGCUGAAGAACCUUAAGAAGAAGGAGAUCCUGGAUAAACUGGACCAUCUUAAGGAGAUCACAGGAAAUCAGGACAUCGGCUUCAACCAGGCAGACUUAGAAGGAGACUUCGACCCCAAGAAAUAUGAUGAGAUGAUGCAGAAUGUCUUCAAUGAAGACUACUAUGGAGAGGAAGAAGGGCAGAAACCAGAGUUUCCAGAAGAAGAGGAAUUGGAGGAAGAUGUGAACUGGAACCAAUGGCAGGGUCCUGAUGGGGCGGAGGGAGGAGGGGGUGAGUAUGACUGGGAGAACAGCCAGGAGUGGGAGGAGCCACACUGUGAUGAUCCAGACUUCAAUAUGGAUGCAGACUACGAUCCUGAAGCCCAACAGUCGACCUCCCAGGAAAUCUUGGCCAUGUCAAAGAAGAAGAAACGCAGGAGGAAGUUAGGAACGUACUUUGCAGAAGCCGUCAACAAGAAGAAACCAGUCUUUGAUCCAAAUGACAAGACAUUUGAGGAAUAUCUGAGUGAAUAUUACAAGCUGGACUAUGAAGACGUCAUUGGUGACAUGCCCUGUCGCUUCAAGUACCGAAAUGUUAUGGCCAACGACUUUGGGCUGACUACAGAAGAGGUGCUGACAGCUGCAGACAGUGAGUUGAACACCUGGUGUUCGGUGAAGGCCAUGUCCAAGUACCGGUCGGAGGAGGAGGAGCACAGAGAACUGAAGAGAUACCGGAAGAAGGGCAGAGACACCAGGAAGAAACACAGGAUACUGGCCAGCCUGUCAAGGGAGAUAGAGGACAAUGAAGAAGAGGACAAAGAUGCUGCUACCCCCACGAUGUCUCAAGAAGUGUCAAAGAAAAGGAAGGACAGACCAGAACUUUCUCAAGACACUGGAGAGGUGACUAAGAAGCAGAAAACUGACUCACAGACAGAGCCUGAGACGACAGCUCCUACUGAAGGUGUAAAAGAGACAAAAGUAGUAGAGAGGGAAGAGGACAAGUCUAUGAAUGGGGGAGGGGAAGACGGAAAUGCUACAACCCCGAAAAAGAAGAAAAGAAGAAGGCAAAGGAAGAGGAAGCUCACUCAUGAAACUCCAGCCACAGACAAUAAUCCUACACAACAACAAGAAGACACAACAGAAACAAACGGUAAAGGAGAGACAAGAAAACAGAGCUCAAACGAAGGAAACACUGCUGAAGAUGUAAACAAAAAGGACAACAACAAAAAGGAGAAGAAGAAACAAAAGGCUGUAGCAAGGGUACAAGGAGAGAAAAAACAGCCUCCUAAGAUGUCGGCAGAGAGAAUCAAAGCGUACGGUUUUAAUCCUAAGAAGUUUAAGUACAUUCUUCAGAACCAGAAGAAAAAACAAAAGAAAGAGUCAAAUACAUAAAAUAGAGAAGGGAAAGUAAUGUGAUGUAUCUUUCUAGUUUGUAUACUGUUUUUGUCCACUUCGUUGCCAUCAGUCAGAAUGCAGCAUGCCUAUGCAGGUUAGUGCAGGUAAAUUGGAAGUGUGCAGGUAUUUCUGAUGUCUACAUGUACCGGUCC